This is a messenger RNA of Dunckerocampus dactyliophorus (ringed pipefish), 2958 nucleotides long. Its product is annotated as netrin-4. Gene Ontology annotation, molecular function: protein binding. The transcript has 10 exons. NCBI's taxonomy places the organism in Eukaryota, Metazoa, Chordata, Actinopteri, Syngnathiformes, Syngnathidae. The record is from RefSeq and is a predicted model, not a curated record. Gene Ontology annotation, biological process: substrate adhesion-dependent cell spreading; basement membrane assembly; cell migration. Bases 351 to 2222 code for a protein of 623 amino acids. Gene Ontology annotation, cellular component: laminin trimer.
UGGGGGACAGCACUGUUGUCUGCCUCUCAACUAGUACGCAUCUAUUCAGUUUCUCCUCCUUGCUUGGAUUCUUCACUUCAUCUGGAUAAUAUUUUGUGGUUUGCCAUGUGGAGCGUUUGGGAUUCUUACUCGGGAAGAGCACUGAUGUCAUCACCGAUGCUUUAAAUUAGUCUGCAAUCCACAUUUGUAUUGAUAUUUAAGGCUUUCACCCCACCCAACACUACUUAUGCACAAACAUUGCAUAAUCAACUAAGAAAUGCUCUUGUCCGUUCACCAUGAUAUUGGAGCUUUUUUCUCCUCCCGGAUCAAGAUUGUAACGACAAACGGAAAGAGGCGUGAGAGCGUUUAAGAUGUUUGUGAAAGGUGACCAAGGGAUGCUACUGGCGCUCAGCUGGAUGUUUGUGGUCGUGACACGGGGCCGUGCAGUUUCCAGAUGUGCAGACCAUGCCUGCAGUCCGCCCAUUAGGAACCUGGCUACAGGCAGAACCCUCACCACCCUCUCAGGCAGCUGUGGGAACAACACCAUCCCAUGCCCCCACCCACCUAGUCACAUGACUGAUGACCCUUUCUUGCAUCCAAAUACCUGGUGGGAAUCCAGAGCAAGCACCAUUGUACAAGGGGGACAUGAUGAGAUCCAUCUGGACCUGGAAACACAGUUCUGUCUGUCCCAUGUGGUUGUGUUGUUCCGCUCACCACGGCCUGCUGUCAUGGCCAUUGAACGAUCUACUGACUUUGGCAAAUCCUGGGAUGUUCUUAAGGUGUUUGCACACAACUGUAGCAUGGAGUUUGGUUUGCCCGAUGAUUUUAAUCAGCCUGGCUCUUUGUGUACGUCCCGUUACAGCAGUGCAGAACCCUGCAGCGGCGGGGAGGUGAUAAUACGGACACUGGACCCCAGCAGUGAUAGAAUUCUGGACCCCUACAGUCCAGAGGCUCUUGUCCAUCUGACCCUCACCAACCUCCGAAUUAAACUGCUGAAAGCUCAGACGUGUCCUCCCCUCCGGCAACCCUCAAAGGACAAACCAGAGCCCACAUUUCCUUCACUAACACCCACAGAAACCCUAGCCUCAGGACCCUAUGCCGUUUAUAAUUUUCUGGCCCAAGGGACUUGUCUGUGUCAUGGGCAUGCUGAGUUUUGUAUUCCACUCCACAGCAGCCAGGACACGCAGCAGGACAGUAACAUGGUGUCUGGUCGAUGUGUGUGUACUCACCACACAGCUGGAUACCACUGUGAGAAGUGUGCAUCGCUCUACAAUGACCGUCCGUGGAGGCCCGCUAACGGCAGCAGCAGAGAUGCAAAUCCAUGCCAGAAGUGCGAGUGUCACGGUCACGCAGAUAGCUGUUACUUCUCCCAGCGAGUGUGGCUCUCCACCGGGGGCAUCAGCGGCGGCGUGUGCCAUAACUGCAGACACAACACCUACGGCCGCAGGUGCCAACGGUGCCGUCGAGGCUACCGCCGUCACCCGACUCUGCCCAUCCACUCUCCACACACUUGCCAACGCUGCUGGUGUGACCCUCAGGGCUCCUCACCUCCAAGUGCUGGAGAGGAGGGCCAUUGGUGCCACCCUCGCAGUGGGCAGUGCAAGUGUAAAUCUGGCGUUGGAGGUACAAGCUGCACCCACUGUCUGCCUGGCUACUGGAGCUUUGGAGAUGAAGGGUGCAGAGCCUGUGCUUGCCCUCACAACUGUAAUCCCACCACUGGGCAGUGUCUACACAGCAACUCAAAUAAUCAGGUGUUCAACAUACCAAUCGGUGGAAGAAUCCCUUCUUUGGAUGCUCAUUUCUUCAUGGAUGAAGAGGAGGCACACUGGCCAAAAGAGCAGGCCGUAUCUGCACUGCACUCCACAGGGAAGUGUAUCUGUAAGGAAAAAAAGCUGAGAAGUAGGUCUGACCUCUGCAAGAUCAAACACGACUAUGUGAUGAAGGCGAGUGUGGUGUCAGCUCACGACAAAGGCAGCCAUGCAGAAGUGCAGGUCAAAGUACGCAAGGUCCUACGAUCAGGUUUGGUGGCACUGAGUUUGGGAACAGUCAGCAUCUUUCCUGUGUCCUGGACCAGCCGCGGGUGCACUUGUCCAAUCCUAAACCCAGGUAUGGAGUACCUGCUUGCAGGCCCAGAAGAGGCUGCCACAGGCCGUUUGCUGGUCACCUUGCAGAGUGCAGUAGUCCCCUGGACACCCAGACUGGGGCUUCUCAUAACAGAAGGCCUGAGAAGUGGAUGCUCAUGAUUGACAGGCAGGAUUUCAAAAGGAAGAGACUCAAAAGACUGGACAGGAGCUAAAUCACCAGCACUCGAGGUCAAUAAACUGGAAAAUAGCAAAGCAGACAUGAAAGAAUGAAAUAAAUUGAAUAUUUGUGUGGCUGCACAAGUCUAUCAAUACAUUCACAGAAUGGCAGUGACCCAUUGGGAGGUUGAGAGCAGGCAAAGCGAGGGAAGGGGAACAACACUGAACUUAAGAGACAAAAGAAAGCAGGAGUUACAACUGUUUCACCACCUCAGUUUAAUUCUUUAGAAAUGACUGCCCAGCCAACAGGGUUGUUCAAUGAGCAGCAGACAAAGACGAUGGUCCUGAUUGUUUCCCAUGGCCAACUCUUCUUUAGCAUCAUGGAGCGCAAGACCUAUAAAAAGUCUAUUUGCGUGUACUUCUGAUUUGGGUGUUCAUCUGAGUCAAUCAUUCGGUAGGUAGUACUUGCACGAGCACGCAGAUCAGCUAUGAUAAUACACAUUAUUCUUGUGGAAAUAACUAUUUAACAUUGUCAUUAAAUAUAAUAAUAUAGUUCCACAUACCAUACCAGGGAUACUUUUAAUUGUUCGGUUACUGGGGAUCACAAAAAGGGCUAGCUCUUUUUAGUAUGUUCACACCACAUGGCCAAUACUGUAUAAACUUAAACUGAACAAACCUUUAUGUAUGACAAAUACAAGCAUAAAGUAUUUGUACUUUCCAUAAAUGACAUGUAAGGAAA